CUUAAUUACUCAUUUUCGUGUCGGAGAAGGCGUGCCCUAAAAGCAAACAGCUGAAGCAGUGCGCCGAUUCCGCCGCUUUCUAAUUUAUUUACUGGAAAUUAUAAAUAAAAAUCCAGGUUCCGAUCGCAUGUGUGCUGAAUCCUAGACGACAAGAGACAACAGCAGCAACAGGGCACAUCAAUUCAACAGUGACGAAAAUCGGAAUAUUAAACGACUUGGAUCAAACCGUGCGACACUGUUACAAAAAUACAAAAAGUUUUAACUCGAUAUUGUAGUGUUUCGGUUUCGCGAGGAUUUCCCCACCUCUCUCCCUCAUUAAAUGGAGCGACGUAGGUGACGUUUGGACUGUUGCGAUUUAAGAGGAAAUCUGAAGACCAAAAGCCGGAGAGAGAAAUAUGUAUGGACGCUACACCCAGGAGCUGGGAGCCUACGCAAAGGAGGAGGCGGCCCGGCUACGGGAAGAUGGCGGCUUGCGGAGGCCCACCAGUGUCCGCAGCCAAACCCCAGAACAGCUGGAGGAUGAAAAGGACCCGUGCGCAAAGUGCCAAUUGUGCACUUCACGCUGUCAGAGGUUCCUGAUUUCCAGAGUGGGUGAAGACUGGAUCUUCCUCAUCCUUUUGGGACUCCUCAUGGCACUGGUCAGCUGGAUCAUGGACUACACCAUAGCCUUCUGUCAGCAAGCACAGAAGUGGAUGUAUGGAGGUCUGGACAGUAAUAUGCUGCUGCAGUAUUUGGCCUGGGUCACCUAUCCUGUUGUUCUUAUCACCUUCUCUGCGGGAUUCACACAGAUACUUGCACCCCAAGCAGUAGGUUCUGGGAUUCCAGAGAUGAAGACCAUCCUUCGUGGUGUGGUGCUAAAAGAGUACCUGACUUUUAAAACCUUUGUGGCCAAAGUCAUUGGCUUGACUUGUGCCCUGGGCAGUGGAAUGCCUCUGGGAAAAGAAGGUCCAUUUGUACACGUUGCAAGUCUUUGCGCUGCACUGCUCAGCAAAUUCAUGGCACUGUUUGGGGGAAUUUACAUGGAAGAGCCAUUUGAGGGAAACAAGAAUGAGCUGCGGAAUACCGAGAUGCUGUCUGCAGCUUGUGCGGUUGGGGUUGGCUGCUGCUUUGCUGCCCCUAUUGGAGGUGUGCUAUUUAGCAUCGAGGUGACCUCCACGUUCUUUGCUGUGAGGAACUACUGGAGGGGCUUCUUUGCUGCCACAUUCAGUGCUUUCAUCUUCAGGGUGCUGGCAGUAUGGAACAAGGAUGAGGAGACGAUCACUGCUCUCUUUAAAACACGCUUUCGUCUGGACUUCCCCUUUGACCUUCAGGAACUCCCAGCCUUUGCUGUGCUUGGGAUUGCCAGCGGCUUUGGGGGAGCUUUGUUUGUCUACCUGAACAGACUAAUAGUGGAGUCUAUGAGAAAACAAAAAACCAUCAAUAAGUUUCUGCUGAAAAAACGGCUGGUGUACCCUGCCUUUGUCACUCUUCUUGUUUCUACCCUCACCUUUCCCCCGGGGUUUGGGCAGUUCAUGGCCGGCCAGCUGACUCAACACGAGUCACUAGUGGCUCUCUUCGACAACCGAACAUGGUACAAGCAAGGUGUGGCAGAGGAGUUUGAGUAUGUGAGCCAGCCCCAGGCCUGGAAGCAUCCGCAGGUCAGCGUCUUCAUCACGCUUCUCCUCUUCAUUGUGAUGAAGUUCUGGAUGUCAGCUGUUGCUACAACCAUGCCAGUGCCCUGUGGAGCUUUCAUGCCAGUCUUCCUCAUUGGUGCUGCAUUUGGCCGUUUGGUUGGUGAAAGCAUGGCAGCUGUCUUCCCUGAAGGAAUACACAGUGAUGGCACUGUAUAUCCCAUAGUUCCUGGUGGCUAUGCUGUUGUUGGGGCUGCUGCACUUUCCGGAGCAGUGACUCACACAGUGUCCACAGCCGUCAUCGUGUUUGAGCUGACUGGGCAGAUCUCGCACAUCCUGCCCGUGAUGAUCGCCGUCAUUCUGGCCAAUGCUGUGGCCCAGAGUCUGCAGCCCUCUCUCUACGACUCCAUCAUCAGAAUCCAGAAGCUUCCGUACCUGCCCGAACUGGGCUGGGGGCAGGAGAAGUAUAAUAUCCGGGUGGAGGACAUCAUGGUUAGAGAUGUGCGUUACAUCACACUGACUUCCACUUACCGGGACCUGCAGGAGUCUCUGCUGACUGGGCAGUUAAAGACCCUGGCCUUGGUGGAGUCUACAGACUCCAUGAUCCUGCUGGGCUCCAUCGAACGUUCCCAGCUCCAGUCUCUGCUGUCUGAGCAGCUGGGCCAGGCCCGGAGGCUGGACUUCCUGCGGGAACGUGCCCAGAACAACGGCACCCACGUUCCGUCCUUGUCCCAGGAUUCUUCACCAAAGGCCAGUCGGGGGGUUCGCUUCUUGAUCUCCACUGAGGAAUCCUCCUAUAGCCCCACUCUGACCAACUCCCAGAUUCCUCUCAAAUCUGCCCUCAAGACAGUGUCGGCGAUCAGCAACACAGAGACCCUAAAUAGCUCUCCGAGUCUAUCCAGUGGGGAGUCUGCGAAGGAGCAGGUAGAGGAUACUCCUGAUGUUGAGGAUGAUAUGUCAACAGCAGAGAUAGCCGAAUGGGAGGAGCAGCAAUUGGACGAAGCUGUUAAUUUCAACAACUGUAAAAUAGACCCCGCUCCUUUCCAGCUUGUGGAGCGCACAUCUUUACAUAAAACACACACUAUUUUCUCGUUGCUGGGUCUGGAUCACGCUUAUGUCACAAGCACAGGAAGGCUUGUCGGCGUCGUCUCUCUGAAAGAGCUGCGGAAGGCCAUUGAAGGCUCUGUGACAGUAACAGGGGUGAAGGUCCGCCCCCCGCUGGCAAGUUUCCGUGAUAGCGGAACCAGCAGCAGCGUUUCCGAGGUUACCGAGCUCCACAAGCUCUGGAGUCGUCACAGGAGCCUGUCGUUACCACGGGAACCCAACAUGCCCGACCUGGGGGACCAAUUGGAGCAGCCGUCUGAAGGCAGCCUGGUGAAUGAGACGGACUGCACUGAGCUGUCCAGUCAGAACAGCCCCUUACAUACAGAGGACCAAUCACAGCUGUCCUAUGCCGACACCACACCCCAAGAAGAGGACCGAUCAGAGCUGCCCUGUGAUUGUGAGCACACUCUUCAUCUUGAAAACUUUUCAGAGUCAGCCAAUGAACAUGGCCUGGCCCAAAAUGAGGAACUACCAUGUGAAGGUAGCCCUUCAGAAACUGGGAUUCAGCCAGAAUGACAGAUGUUUGUUUAUUUAUUUGUUUAUUUUUAUUGGUAAUGCACACUCCACAUAUGUAAUAAGCAGCAUUGUGAAAUCAGGGUGAGAAAGCUAUGGAAAAAGCAUAUCAGCAAUGAAGCACACUGUCUACUCCAUACUGAUCCGACCCACUACACUGAUUAUGGCGUGUGCUGGUAUUUCCCAGUGAGAUGGAGUGUGAAUGUAUAGGUGCCACAGCAUGAAUUAGUCUCCGUAAACACAUCGGUGAAGUUGUAUUUAACAUGCGUAUCAUGUUGGUAUGGAUAUCGGAUUAUGAGAGGAAUAAGAAGGGAGAAAAGAAACGGAGAGAACGAGUGAGGGAGUGUGUGUGUGUGUCUGUCUUUACGUAAGUAAAAGGGCAUAUAUGUGAAGUGCUGUAUGCUUGUGUGUUAGGUUGUGACUCGGCUAUGCCUAGCCCACAUACCCAUCUGGAGCGGACGCUUUUAAUCUAAAUAAGAUACAAUUUCUCUCCAAAUAUAGCCUGAACUGAUAGAAAGCAUGGGUGUGGGGAACAAAAAUAAAUGAGAAAUUAAAAUAAUGACACAAAAUGGAGGAGUGGUGUUGAGAUAGAUCAAAGGGGUGGGAUGUUAAGAGGGUCAGGGAGAUGAAGAAUGGCACAAUAAGAGAGAGGUAAAGUGGAAAUAAAUGUGCUCUCAAUCACAGCAGGAGGAUCAGAGCCCAGUGCAAGGGCUAAAUUUUUAGGACAUUGUAAUUAGCAUGCAAAUAACACUCACCAAUAUACAAACCACAUGAAGGUGGAUACUGUGCAGAAAUCAUUCAUUUAAAGAGGGUGUUGAUGCCACUCUCAUCGGUGCAUACUGACGACCCAAGAGUGAGACACACACACACAAACAUAUGCAUGUAGAGGUAGGCCCUGUAUGUGGUAAAGACCCUUGCUAUUUUUAUUGUGUGAAAAUAAUUAUUUUUGGCACCUAAGAAAUUAAUGAACUCUUAAUGACAUGUAUACACACCUUUAUAGUUAAUUGGCAGUUCAUGUACACAAAUGAAAAACAGCCCAGACAGUACACCUAAACCAAAGGGUAUCAAUAUUACACCAGUUUCAGUCAGAACAAGCAGGCAAUUUACAUUUAUUUACAGGCAGAAGUUUUUUGUCAGUUUCUUGAAGUAAGACAAUUAGUCCUUUCAUUUGUUAGCCCCAAAGAUAGUUCAAUCAAAGCUGCUAUAUUUCAAGUAAACCAGCUUAUUACAGAACAUGCAAGCUCAUCACUAACCUGAAACUACAUUUUAGCACAAUUGUACUAUAUUUUUCAUGUACAGUGUGCUACAGUAGAGGCUGUAGUGAGGUCUCUGGCCAUAUUCAAAUCUGCUGUUAUCCUUCACUGUCCAAAAUGCAUCUCAGUCCUGCUAACAUGGAGUGAGUGGUUUUUGUGCUAGCCAUGUGGUAGGCUAAGUGUGUUUUACUUGGUGCAGUUCAUAUCACUGUUUUAUAUGCACUUUGAUUAUAAACCAAAUGUUAGUAUUGAUUUUCAGCUGCAAACCUUUUAUUUAUUUAUUUUGCCUUUUUAAUGUUAAACAACUGUGCAAUAAUCAGUAUUGUAUUCUUGUAAUGAAUGCUUGCCAAAUAAGAUUAUUUCAUAAAAUCCUGGGUUUGAAUUGAAGGUAUGAAUUGCCCGUCAUGGCUGAAAACAGGUGGGAGUAACUUCAUUGGAUCAAGACAGCUGAGAAAGGUCUGGGACUCCAUUGGGAAUCCAUCUUGAAAGACCUUUUCUAUGUCUUCUAAAUUGCAACUUUGCUCAAAAUACACUAAACAUAUUGUUCACCAAGCCAAUGCUGAAUAGUUGUGUUGUGUUGGAAACCGUCACUGUGCUUGUAAACGUGGUUCAGGAAAAGUGCAACUUGCCUCAGAUAGGUAAGAUGGAGUAUGAUUUGAUGUGCAUUUGUGUUUUGUUUCCAUUUGUGCAGCAGAAAUGGAGAUCAAGGGCUUGAUUUAAACAAAUGAAGGCAAGCUCACAAGAACAAUAAUUCUAAUACUCCAAUUUUCUGGCAAAGCAGUUUUCCGUUUUUCAUGUCCCCACAGAAAUGCUUGCUUUGUGUUUCUGUGUGCUGUCAAUUCAAGGACAUGCCUCAUUUAAUUUGGCUGUUCCAGUCAGUUGCAUCACUGUUAGAUUGCAGAUUCAUGUAAAACUGAUGCUAUUCAAGGACAGAUAACACUUUGAAACAUGGUUAAUAAUUUUGAGAUACCAUUCAGCAUUUUACGUUUACAUUUGACACUUGAGCUAUUUAAAUUGAGCCCGUCAUGUAUACUGUAUGCUAAUAUACUGCACAUUCAAUGUAGAGUUAAGCAAUAAGUCAGAAGUCAUCCCCAGAAUGCUUUCUAUAAUAUCGCCUGUACAGACUAUAAAAACUAUGUAUGUCUAUAACUCUAGCACACAUGCCCUGUACAUAUAGAAGAUAUAUGCAUAUGGAAUCAACAAUUGCCAUUAUUUUUCAGAAAACAUUUGUUUUGUACAUGAGUAAAAAAAAAAAAAUUAAAUUUCAACUUUAAAGUUUGCCGCUCAACUUCCCUUUAUCAGAUAUUGAAGUCUUUAGUAAAGUGAAGAAUUGGUCAUAGCUCAAUCACUGACCAGUAGCCAUAGUGCAAAUUUUAAACAUACAUCAUCAGCAGAACAUGUGUUCUUCAGCUUUAAUGCAUUCAUGAGAUUGUUUUUGUACAAAGGGUAAAAAAAGAAAAAAAGAGAGACAGAAGGGUUGCACAUCAAAUGUCCUCACAAAUAACCACAGUGUCAUUACCAGGCCACAUUUAUUAAGGUCAGAAUAAUGCCAAGAUGACUGGGAAUCACGCGUGGACUUUACUGUGGCAUUCCAUGCAAGUGUUGAUGUUCAUCCAGUAGAGCUGCCUCUCAAGGUUAUGGGAACACACGGCCACAAAAACCUUUUCAUUCAGCAGCUGACCUAAUUUUUCAGUCUCUUGCUACGGAGCUGGAAAGCAAAUUCGAGAAGGGGAGAGAGAGAAAAAGAGACAAACAAGACGCAAUAGAUUCUUGAGGUACAACAUCACACAGUGAUCAUAGUAAUGGGCAUGUUCCAUUCAUAGCCACAAUGCUCAGCCAGACUCUAGAUCCAGGUGAUUCAAAGCUAAACAAAAUAAGGUUUUUCCCUAAGGAAACGGACCAACAUUGGUUACAUUAACUAGUUCCUUAUCAGAGCUGUCACAUCAAAACAUAUUAGAAAUAUACAUUUUACUGUGACAUCCUUCCAUUUCUUAAUAGCAGGAGACUGUCCCAACGUUUUUGUGUAUGACUACAAAGCAUGGGUAUAGUAUGACUUCCUCUGUCAAUAAGUACAGCAUCUAGGACAACUGAGACAGCUAUGGCUGGUGUAGCUGUUGUCCAAAUCUGAUCCCUCAGAUAAAAUGAGGACACUGCGGUCUUUUUAUUUUCCACUCAAAUCCAAAGGACAUGGAGUAGGAAAGUGAGAAGGAUGGCCAAGAAGAUGACGGAGGAG
Molecule: messenger RNA, 6713 nt
Organism: Electrophorus electricus (electric eel)
Lineage: Eukaryota; Metazoa; Chordata; Actinopteri; Gymnotiformes; Gymnotidae
Gene: clcn2a
Product: chloride channel, voltage-sensitive 2a
Biological process (GO): transmembrane transport; chloride transport
Cellular component (GO): plasma membrane
Molecular function (GO): voltage-gated chloride channel activity
Source: RefSeq, a predicted model, not a curated record